Messenger RNA from Ectocarpus siliculosus, 1482 nucleotides. Lineage: Eukaryota; Phaeophyceae; Ectocarpales; Ectocarpaceae. The record is from the annotation of a GenBank genome assembly.
AUGCCGUUGCACUCACACGCGGCACUGGCUCCAGGCGACGAGCCUUACAUCGGCAGCACCAUGGUAGAGAAGGUCGCACCACCGUCCACCAAAGUGAUCGGGCACGAGGCGAAGGAAAAAUUCCUGGCGUGGGCAGAUUCUGAGCAGGGCUUCCAAGUCUCGCCAGAUGUGGACCUGUUUCACGCCUUCUCAGAGGGCUAUCGAGGGGUAGUGGCAACCAAGGACAUCCCGCGCGACGCCGUGCUGGUACGCAUUGCACGCAGCUGUUGCCUUGGACCAGAGACCACGGAUGAAUCUAAAAAUUCUUGGACGAAGGCGAUGUCGACCUCUGCGGUGGAUGCCACAAAAACUACUCAAGGGGAAUCUUCCAAGCCUCCUGCGCCGCGCUUGACCCGGGCUUGCUUGACGGUGCUCCGGCUGCUGCACGAGCGAGGGCUGGGGGAAUCUUCGCCAUUUCACUCCUACCUGAGCGUUCUGCCGCAAGACCAUCGCUUACCGCUCGAGUGGACGGAGGCAGAGGUUGGUCUGCUACAGGGCACAUCGGCGGAGCCACUGGUGGGGGCCGGAAGCCUUGACAGUCAAUUCGAGGCCUUCCAAAGUGUGGUCGCACAACAUCCAACAGUGUGGGAGCCCAGCGUGUGCACCAAGGCCGCUUUCGCCAAAGGGGUGAAUUGGGUGCGCUCCAGAGGUUUCACAGUGAUGGGUGAUCCUCACAUGAUACCCGGAGCCGACAUGUUCAACCAUGACCCUAACAAGCAAUCUGUGCAGAUCGGCACAGAUGGGGAGGAGCAUUUCGUCAUGAAAACUGUGCAGCCGGUAAAGGCUGGAGAGGAGGUGUUCAGCAGCUUUGGUCACAUUUCGAAUGCCCAGCUCCUCAACUCGUAUGGGUUCGUUCUACCCGGGAACUCGUUUGAUACUGUGCUCAUCCCGACCCAGCUUGUCGUGAAUACGUGCUACGCCACCUUCGUGAAGCUUGAGGCUGAUAAGCUCGGCGAGGCAGAGACCAAAAAGACGUGGGAGCAGCGACUGGCGAUGGUUGCCAGCAACAGGGACGCUGAUGAGGGGGAGCAAGAGGCCUUCGUGGUUUCGAAGUACGAUCUGCUGCCUGAGAGUCUUGCGGAUAUGGUCCAGAUCCUCACCAUGAGCAAUGAUGAGGAAGUCGCCUACGCGACUAUUGCCGCAGUCAGCCAGGCGAAAAUGGGACAAUACAGCCCUCUGCUACAGGACGCUAAAAGAAACGCGGGCGAAGGGGCUAUUGGAGCGGACGCAAGAACGCUCGCGAGGAUGCUUGUAAACGAGGAAAAAAAGGUCCUCCAAGAUCUGAGACUUCAGCUCAUGAGCGUGAUACUGGACGACAACGAGGAUGAGGACAAGGACGAGGAUGAGGGAAAUAACGACAGUAGUGGAAGAGGCGGUAGUGCAAGUGGAACCAGCCCGGACGCAAGUGAAGAAAAGGGCACAAAGAAGAGGCGCAAGGGGUAA